AUGGCUUUGGUGAUUGAUACGUUUGAAGUCCCCUCACUGCUUAUAUCUCGGAAGCUUUUCCGGUCUUUGAAAGUUAUGGAUAUAGAGGAGGUGUCUUUAGAGACAAUAGAAGAUGUUUUGACGGUGGAAGGGAUAUACAGCAUCCAUAAGGAAUGCUUUUCAUAUGACGAUAUUAGAUGGAUGAAGUAUUACUUCAAUGAGGUUGUGGAGGUGUUUGCCAAUGUUCAAUACAUCAACAAGAGUAAGAAGGUUGUGAAGUACUAUUCUAUAAUUCGGGAUUUGGAUGGGACUGCCAUAGACUUGGUGGAGAUUAAAGAGAAUGAAAACGAAGAGAUACAUGACAAGACAGCAUUUCUUCCUUACAUCAAGGCCCAAGGCGAAGAGAUUGUUAUUUUUCCGGAUGAUGAGGAUUAG
Messenger RNA from Encephalitozoon romaleae SJ-2008, 414 nucleotides. RefSeq lists its product as hypothetical. The transcript has a single exon. Bases 1 to 414 code for a protein of 137 amino acids. The record is from RefSeq and is a predicted model, not a curated record. Lineage: Eukaryota; Fungi; Microsporidia; Unikaryonidae.